Messenger RNA from Notodromas monacha, 649 nucleotides. Lineage: Eukaryota; Metazoa; Arthropoda; Ostracoda; Podocopida; Cyprididae. The record is from the annotation of a GenBank genome assembly.
AGGGGCUGACAAGUUAUUCGGUCGCACACGCACCAGGCGAGGACUUGCCCAAGUCCGGCCUGGGCCAGUGUUGUUCGGUCGCUCGGCGAGCGCGGUUCCCGCGCGACUGAUGGCGUCAUCUGUGGAAAGCCAGGCGAAACUGCGUGAAUCAGCGCGAUAACAGUGAAUGACUGUGGGACUUCUGCAUUGUGAAGUGACGUAGAACAAUACCCGGUAUGCAAGAUCGCUUCGAAGAAGUUUCACUGCAUUUCGGAGACCCAGGUUUUCGUGUACUGCUUGGCUGACUCAGGUUCAGCCAACCAGUGCCGCCGCAGUCAUGAUGGAGAUGGAAAAGGAGCGGCGGAGCAGGGAGCGGCCUCUGAGAUCCAGCUCCGCCGCCAUGGGCGCCACGCAGCAGCAGCAGCGCGAAAGGCCGACCCGGACCGUGGUGGCGCCGGUGGCGGCGCGAGAGUCGCGGCAAAAGGAAGUGGUGGCGGUGAUUGCGCGCGAGGUGCGCCAAAAGGAAGUGCAAGUGUUGCGGAAGAAAAACCAGGAGCUCACCGACAUCACGCGGAAGCUGGAGGAAAAGGUCAAGAGCUUGGAGCAGUGGUUGUUUUGUAACGAACCCGAGAAGUUCGGAGUAUAUAUCGUGACGAUGGAAAUUCGGUAG